UCCCAAGAAUCGAAGCCCUACUUGCUGUUCUUGCAGUUCGGCGGGAUCGCUAAAACCCUUCUAAACCCUCUCUUUAUCGCCUUUGUAGGGAACCAACUUUGCAGAUUAACCCAAUUUUUUGUUAGGGUUUUUAGUUCCGACAAUUUUCCUGAGAAACAAGCAAUGGCACCGCCGUCCAAGAAAUCGCAUCCGAAAAAAUCAAAACGCGAUGAUAAGCUUCGCGGAGCCUCCAAAAAACCGUUUAAACCCAGAAUGAGACAGAACGAGGCCAUUCCGUCGGAAUCCCUAGCUCUUCAGAUGGAAGACGACGUCCCGGAUUUCCCCAGAGGUGGAGGGAGUUUGCUGAGUCGGCAAGAGCACGAUGAAAUUCGUGCCGAAGUCGAUGCAGAAUUUGAAGCUGGGGAGAGGAAGACGAAGAAAAAGAAUAAGAAUGCAAAGAAGACCAAGAAGAGCUAUGCACUGGAGGAUGACAUGGGUUCACUUUUUGGUGACGGCAUCACUGGAAAAUUACCUAGGUUUGCAAAUAAGAUCACUUUGAAGAAUAUUUCUCCCGGAAUGAAGCUCUGGGGAGUCGUUGCUGAAGUAAAUGAGAAAGACCUCGGUAUUAGUCUUCCCGGUGGCUUACGUGGAUUAGUUCGUGCAAGUGAAGCAUUUGAUCCCCUUUUUAGUAAUGAAAUUAAGGAUGCUGAAGGUAUUUUCCUUCCUAGAAUAUUUCAUAUUGGGCAGCUAGUUUCUUGUGUUGUGUUGCAAUUGGAUGAUGACAAGAAAGAGAAGGGGAAACGAAGGAUUUGGCUUUCUUUGCGCCUCUCCUUGUUGCAUAAGGGCUUCACCUUGGAUGCCCUUCAGGAAGGAAUGGUCCUUACUGCAUAUGUCAAAAGCAUUGAAGAUCAUGGCUACAUUCUUCAUUUUGGAUUGCCUUCAUUCACUGGAUUCUUGCCAAAGAACAGCCAAGCUGAGAAUAUCGAGAUUAACACUGGGCAAAUUUUACAAGGGGUCAUCAGAAGCAUUGAUAAAGCCCAUAAAGUGGUUUACUUGAGUUCUGACCCUGAUACAAUUUCUAAAUGUGUGACUAAGGAUCUGAAGGGUAUCUCAAUCGAUCUUCUCAUUCCAGGCAUGAUGGUUAAUGCUCGUGUGCAGUCAACUUUUGAAAAUGGGGUUAUGUUAUCAUUUCUUACAUACUUCACAGGAACUGUUGAUAUAUUUCAUUUGCAAACGAUUUUUCCUUCCUCAAACUGGAAGGAUGACUACAAUCAGAAUAAGAAGGUUAAUGCUCGAAUAUUAUUUAUUGAUCCCUCAACUAGAGCUGUUGGUUUGACCCUGAAUCCUCACCUUGUUAAUAACAAGGCUCCUCCUUGUCCUGUUAAAACCGGUGAUAUCUAUGACCACUCAAAAGUAAUCAGAGUUGACAGAGGACUGGGCCUUCUGCUCGAAGUCCCUUCUACUCCAGCUUCAACUCCAACAUAUGUUACUUUAUUUGAUGUGGCUGAUGAGGAAGUUCGGAAAAUGGAUAAGAAGUAUAAGGAAGGUAGCCAUGUUCGUGUUCGAAUUCUUGGGUUUAGAAACUUGGAAGGGCUUGCAAUGGGGACUUUAAAGGCCAGUGCUUUUGAAGGUUCAGUAUUCACCCACUCAGAUGUCAAGCCCGGCAUGGUUGUGAAAGCAAAAGUUAUUGCUGUUGAUAGUUUUGGUGCUAUAGUGCAGUUCCCCAGUGGUGUAAAGGCACUCUGCCCUCUUCGGCAUAUGUCUGAGUUUGAUAUUGUGAAGCCUAGGAAAAAAUUCAAGGUCGGAGCUGAAUUGAUAUUCCGUGUGCUCGGUUGCAAGUCCAAGAGAAUAACUGUUACUCACAAGAAAACCCUUUUGAAAUCAAAGCUUGGAAUUAUUAGUUCAUACACUGAUGCUACUGAAGGAUUAAUUACACAUGGAUGGAUAACAAAGAUUGAGAAACAUGGAUGCUUUAUCCGAUUCUAUAAUGGAGUCCAAGGAUUUGCCCCGAGUUCCGAACUUGGAUUAGAACCAGGAUGCAACACAAGUUUGAUGUAUCAUGUUGGGCAAGUUGUCAAAUGCAGAGUAAAAGGUUCUGUUCCUGCUUCACGGCGGAUCAACCUUAGUUUCAUUAUGAAACCAACAAGGAUUUCUGAAGAUGAUAUGGUUAAGUUGGGUAGCGUGGUUAGAGGAGUAGUUGACCGGGUGACCCCUCAUGCAAUAAUUGUAAAUGUUAGUGCAAAAGGUUACUUGAAGGGUACAAUUUCUACUGAGCAUUUGGCUGAUCAUCAAGGACAUGCUGCUUUGAUGAAGUCGACACUUAAACCUGGAUACGAGUUUGAUCAACUAUUGGUUCUAGAUGUUGAAGGUAACAAUUUUAUACUCUCUGCCAAGUAUUCUCUUAUCAAUUCUGCCCAACAGCUCCCUCUGGAUCUCACUCAGAUUCAUCCGAACUCAGUAGUCCAUGGGUACAUUUGUAACAUAAUUGAAACUGGUUGCUUUGUCCGCUUCCUUGGGCGUUUGACUGGAUUCUCUCCUAGAAACAAGGUGAUGGAUGACCAAAGAGCUGUUCCUUCUGAAGCCUUUUUCAUUGGGCAAUCUGUUCGGAGUAAUAUACUUGAUGUUAACAGUGAAACAGGUAGAAUAACACUUUCUUUGAAGCAGUCAUGUUGCUCAUCAACAGAUGCAUCAUUUAUACAAGAAUAUUUUCUUUUGGAGGAGAAGAUUGCUAAGCUUCAGUUAUCAGACUCCGAACACUCUGAGUUAAAAUGGGCUGAAGGCUUUAAUAUUGGCACUGUCAUUGAAGGAAAUAUUCAUGAUGCAAAAGAUUUUGGAGUUGUCAUCAGCUUUGAGAAGUAUAAUGAUGUUUUUGGUUUUAUCACACACUAUCAAUUAAAUGGAACUACGGCGGAAAGAGGUUCCACAGUUCAAGCUGUGGUUCUUGAUGUUGCCAAGACAGAACGCCUUGUGGAUUUAUCUUUAAAGCCAGAGUUUCUUGAUAGACACAAGGAAGACAGUUCUAACAGCCAGGCUGGCAAAAAGAAACGCAGAAGAGAAGCAUACAAGGAGUUGCAACCACAUCAAACUGUAAAUGCAAUUGUGGAAAUUGUGAAAGAAAAUUACUUGGUUCUUUCAUUGCCAGAGUAUAACUAUGCUAUAGGAUAUGCUUCUGUAUCUGACUACAACACACAAAAGUUUGCUCAGAAACAAUUUCUUCAUGGGCAAAGCGUCAUUGCUAGUGUUAUGGCACUUCCAAGCCCUUCAACAGUUGGAAGGUUGCUUUUGGUUCUUAAAUCUGUUAGUGAGGCUACAGAGACUUCUAGUUCAAAAAGGGCCAAAAAGAAAUCCAGCUAUAAUGUGGGAUCUCUGGUUCAAGCAGAGAUUACUGAAAUAAAGCCUCUUGAGUUAAGGUUGAAAUUUGGAAUUGGUUUCCAUGGGAGGGUUCAUAUAACAGAGCAGGUAUGUGAUGAAAAUGUUAUUGAGAAUCCCUUUAGUAACUUUAGGAUUGGGCAAACAGUGUCUGCAAGAAUUGUUGCAAAAGCCAAUAAAUCAGAAAAUAAUGGUAAAAACCACCAAUGGGAGCUGUCCAUCAAACCAGAGAUGCUUACAGGUUCCAUUGAAGUUGAGAACAAGCUUGUGGAUGCAGAAUUCAGGAUUUCAACUGGACAACGGGUAACUGGUUAUGUGUAUAAAGUGGAAAAUGAAUGGAUCUGGUUAACGAUAUCGCGUCAUAUUAAGGCUCAGCUAUUUCUACUUGACACUUCAUGUGAACCUAAUGAACUUCAAGAAUUCCAGAAGCGCUUUGGAGUGGGAAAAGCUGUUUCUGGUUAUGUUUUAAGUGCCAAUAAGGAGAAAAAACUAUUGCGCAUGGUGCUACAUCAGUUCUCCGUCUCUAAUGAAACACUUGAUGGCAAAGUUUUAAAUAUUGAUAAUCAACACUGCAACCCUCCUAUUGAGAACUUGAUUCCCCAUAUUCAUGAAGGAGAUACUCUUGGUGGUAGAAUUUCCAAAAUACUUCCAGGUGUUGGUGGAUUGCUUGUCCAAAUUGGUCCUCAUCUGUAUGGUAAGGUUCAUUUUACUGAACUAAAGGACUCUUGGGUGUCUGACCCAUUGUCCGGUUAUCAUGAAGGGCAGUUUGUAAAAUGCAAGGUCCUGGAAAUAGGCCAUUCAGAGAAGGGUACUGUCCAUGUUGACUUAUCACUACGGUCAUCCUUAAAUGGCAUGCAUUCACCUAGCAGCGUAGAAAAGAUAGACAAUCUUCAUCCUGAUAUGCUUGUGCAGGGAUAUGUUAAGAAUGUUACCUCAAAAGGAUGUUUUAUUUUGCUUUCCCGGAAGCUUGAUGCUAGAAUCCUCCUUGCAAAUUUAUCUGAUGGAUAUGUUGAAAAACCUGAAAGAGAAUUUCCUAUUGGAAAACUUGUAAGUGGAAGGGUGUUAUCUGUGGAGCCUUUGUCUCGGCGAGUUGAAGUCACCCUCAAGACGUCAAGUGCAACUAGUGUGCAAAAAUCUGAAGUAAACGAUUUUAGUAGCAUCCUUGUUGGAGAUAUUAUUUCUGGCACGAUUAAGAGGGUUGAGUCGUAUGGUUUAUUUAUAACCAUUGAUGACACAAACAUGGUUGGGUUGUGCCAUAUUUCAGAGCUUUCAGAUGAUCAUAUUAGCAACAUUGAGACUAAAUAUAAAGCUGGGGAGAGAGUUGCAGCAAAGAUCUUAAAGGUGGAUGAGGAAAGGCACCGGAUUUCUCUUGGAAUGAAGAAUUCAUAUAUUAAAGAAACAACCCAAAAAAAUGGUUUUGUUGAUGACACUCAAUUGUCAACAUUUCUGGAAAACGACUCUCGUGAAAUCCAAAAUUUGGAUGUUGAAUAUGAAGACGAAGAGUACCCAGUUCUUUCACAAGUGGAGUCAAGGGCCUCAAUUCUUCCACUUGAGGUUGAUCUUGAUGAUGUAAAUCACUCCAAUUUGGAUGAUGCAGUUGGUCAAAAUCAUAUUUAUACUAACGAGACAAACACCAUAGAUGAGAAAAGCAAGAGACGGGCCAAGAAAAAGGCCAAGGAAGAAAAGGAGCAAGAAAUUAGGGCUGCUGAGGAACGACUAAUGCUGAAUGAUGUGCCAAGAACUGCCGAUGAGUUUGAAAAGCUGGUUAGAGGUUCCCCUAAUAGCAGCUUUCUAUGGAUAAAAUACAUGGCUUUGAUGCUGUCUUUGGCUGAUAUUGAGAAAGCUCGCUCAAUCGCUGAAAGGGCUUUGAGAACAAUAAAUAUCAGGGAAGAGUCUGAGAAGUUGAAUAUUUGGAUGGCGUAUUUUAAUUUAGAAAAUGAAUAUGGGAAUCCUCCAGAGGAAGCUGUUGUGAAGGUAUUUCAAAGAGCAUUGCAGUAUUGUGAUCCUAAAAAGGUGCAUCUAGCACUCUUAGGCAUGUAUGAAAGGACUGAGCAACAUAAGUUAGCAGACGAGCUUCUUGAGAAAAUGACCAAGAAGUUCAAGCAUUCAUGCAAAGUUUGGUUAAGAAGGGUGCAGAAUGUCUUGAAGCAACACCAAGAUGGAGUUCAACCUGUUAUAAAUCGGGCUCUUUUAUGUCUUCCCCGCCAUAAGCAUAUUAAAUUCAUCUCACAGACUGCUAUCCUUGAAUUCAAAUCUGGGGUUCCUGAUAGAGGACGAUCCAUGUUUGAAGGGAUGCUGCGGGAGUACCCGAAGAGAACAGACUUGUGGAGUGUCUACCUUGAUCAAGAAAUUCGACUCGGAGAUAUUGACAUUAUUCGUGCACUAUUUGAGAGGGCAAUUAACCUCAGCCUUGAACCCAGAAAAAUGAAGUUCUUAUUCAAGAAGUACCUCGAGUAUGAGAAGUCUCAGGGUGAUGAGGAACGGAUUGAAUCUGUAAAGAGGAAGGCGAUGGAGUAUGCCAACAGCACACUUGCUUAAUACCGAUCUUCUUUGUUUCAGCCUAGUUUCCCAUUUCCACUGUUUGCUGGAAUGUAUGCAUGCUUGAGUGACUUGGUAUUCAUGUACCAUAGUUUUUUUUACCAUUAGUGCUAAAUUUUGUUUGUGUUUGUGUUUUCGUUUUUUUGGCAUUAAAUCCAAUUAAAAAAAUCCCAUGUAAGAGUUGAGAGCUAAAUGUAGAAUGGUUGGAUGUUACAUAAAGUUGUUAAAAGUUAUCUUUUUGCUAACAA
This is a messenger RNA of Vitis riparia (riverbank grape), 6134 nucleotides long. Its product is annotated as rRNA biogenesis protein RRP5. The record is from RefSeq and is a predicted model, not a curated record. Gene Ontology annotation, biological process: rRNA processing. Gene Ontology annotation, cellular component: nucleus; nucleolus; small-subunit processome. Bases 163 to 5886 code for a protein of 1907 amino acids. Gene Ontology annotation, molecular function: RNA binding; protein binding. Lineage: Eukaryota; Viridiplantae; Streptophyta; Magnoliopsida; Vitales; Vitaceae. The transcript is spliced from 39 exons.